Messenger RNA from Mus caroli (Ryukyu mouse), 4556 nucleotides. The record is from RefSeq and is a predicted model, not a curated record. NCBI's taxonomy places the organism in Eukaryota, Metazoa, Chordata, Mammalia, Rodentia, Muridae.
GGUGGCUGGGUUGGCGUGCGCGGCCGGACCGAGUCCGCUGCCGUCCCUGUCCCCCGAGUCGGCGGCUCCGGCGUGACAGUGGCGGCGACAUGUACGCGGUGUACAAGCAGGCGCACCCGCCCACCGGGCUGGAGUUUACCAUGUACUGCAACUUCUUCAACAACAGUGAGCGCAACCUCGUGGUGGCCGGCACCUCGCAGCUCUAUGUGUACCGCCUGAACCGCGACGCCGAGGCUCUGACCAAGAAUGAUGGGAGCACAGAGGGGAAGGCCCACCGAGAAAAACUAGAGCUGGUAGCCUCCUUCUCUUUUUUUGGCAAUGUCAUGUCCAUGGCCAGUGUGCAGCUUGCAGGCGCCAAACGUGAUGCCUUGCUUCUCAGUUUCAAAGACGCUAAGCUGUCUGUGGUGGAGUAUGACCCAGGCACUCAUGACCUGAAGACCCUGUCUCUACACUACUUUGAGGAGCCUGAACUUCGGGAUGGGUUUGUGCAGAACGUGCAUACGCCUCGUGUGCGGGUGGACCCUGACGGGCGCUGUGCAGCAAUGCUCAUCUACGGCACGAGGCUGGUAGUUCUGCCUUUCCGCAGAGAGAGCCUGGCUGAGGAACAUGAGGGGCUCAUGGGCGAAGGGCAGAGGUCCAGCUUCUUGCCCAGCUACAUCAUUGAUGUCCGGGCUCUGGAUGAGAAACUACUCAACAUCAUUGACCUGCAGUUCCUGCACGGCUACUAUGAGCCCACCCUGCUUAUCCUGUUUGAGCCCAACCAGACCUGGCCAGGGCGGGUGGCUGUGAGGCAGGACACGUGCUCCAUUGUGGCUAUCUCGCUGAACAUCACACAGAAAGUCCAUCCAGUCAUCUGGUCCCUCACCAGCUUGCCUUUUGACUGUACCCAGGCCCUGGCUGUGCCCAAGCCCAUAGGUGGGGUAGUGAUCUUCGCUGUCAACUCACUGUUGUACCUGAACCAGAGUGUUCCCCCAUAUGGUGUGGCUCUCAAUAGUCUCACCACGGGCACCACCGCUUUUCCAUUGCGUACCCAAGAGGGUGUACGGAUCACACUAGACUGCGCACAGGCGGCCUUCAUCUCUUAUGACAAGAUGGUCAUCUCCCUCAAGGGUGGUGAGAUUUAUGUGCUGACCCUCAUCACUGACGGCAUGCGAAGCGUCCGAGCGUUUCACUUUGACAAGGCAGCUGCUAGUGUCCUUACCACCAGUAUGGUCACAAUGGAGCCUGGAUACCUGUUCCUAGGCUCUCGCCUGGGCAAUUCCCUCCUCCUCAAGUACACGGAGAAGCUGCAGGAGCCCCCAGCCAGCUCUGUCCGUGAGGCUGCUGACAAGGAAGAGCCACCCUCAAAGAAGAAGCGAGUGGAACCUGCAGUGGGCUGGACAGGAGGCAAGACGGUGCCACAGGACGAGGUGGAUGAAAUUGAAGUUUAUGGCAGUGAGGCCCAGUCAGGCACACAGCUGGCUACUUACUCUUUUGAGGUAUGUGACAGCAUGCUCAACAUUGGACCCUGUGCCAACGCUGCUGUGGGCGAGCCUGCCUUCCUCUCUGAAGAGUUCCAGAAUAGCCCUGAGCCAGAUCUGGAGAUUGUGGUUUGUUCCGGCUACGGGAAGAAUGGGGCCCUGUCGGUGUUGCAGAAGAGUAUCCGGCCCCAGGUGGUGACAACCUUUGAACUUCCUGGCUGCUAUGAUAUGUGGACAGUCAUUGCUCCUGUGCGGAAAGAGGAGGAAGAAACCCCCAAAGCAGAGAGCACAGAGCAGGAGCCCAGUGCCCCGAAAGCAGAGGAGGAUGGGCGAAGACAUGGCUUCCUUAUUCUUAGUCGGGAAGACUCAACCAUGAUCCUACAGACUGGCCAGGAGAUCAUGGAGCUGGACACCAGUGGUUUUGCCACACAGGGUCCUACUGUCUUUGCUGGAAACAUUGGGGACAAUCGUUACAUUGUUCAAGUCUCGCCACUGGGCAUUCGGCUGUUGGAAGGCGUGAAUCAAUUGCACUUCAUCCCUGUGGACCUGGGCGCCCCCAUCGUGCAGUGUGCCGUGGCUGAUCCCUAUGUGGUUAUCAUGAGUGCUGAGGGACAUGUUACCAUGUUCCUACUCAAGAGCGAUUCCUAUGGUGGCCGUCAUCACCGCCUGGCACUACACAAGCCUCCACUGCAUCAUCAGUCUAAGGUGAUUGCUCUCUGCCUGUACCGCGAUGUCAGUGGCAUGUUCACCACUGAGAGCCGCCUGGGUGGGGCCCGUGAUGAACUGGGUGGCCGAAGUGGCUCCGAGGCAGAAGGCCUGGGCUCAGAAACGAGCCCCACAGUGGACGAUGAGGAAGAGAUGCUCUAUGGGGACUCCAGCUCCCUCUUCAGUCCCAGCAAAGAGGAGGCCCGUAGGAGCAGCCAGCCACCGGCUGAUCGUGACCCUGCGCCCUUCAAGGCGGACCCCACUCACUGGUGCCUGCUGGUGCGGGAGAAUGGCACCAUGGAGAUCUACCAGCUCCCAGACUGGCGGCUGGUGUUCCUAGUUAAGAACUUUCCCGUGGGGCAGCGGGUUCUGGUGGACAGUUCAUUUGGACAGCCCACUACACAAGGUGAAGUCCGAAAGGAAGAAGCCACACGCCAGGGGGAGCUGCCUUUGGUUAAGGAGGUGUUGUUGGUUGCUCUGGGAAGCCGGCAGAGCAGGCCCUACCUGCUGGUACAUGUGGACCAGGAGUUGCUUAUCUAUGAAGCCUUUCCCCAUGAUUCUCAGCUUGGCCAGGGAAAUCUUAAAGUCCGCUUCAAGAAGGUCCCUCACAAUAUCAACUUCCGUGAAAAGAAGCCAAAGCCAUCCAAGAAGAAGGCAGAAGGUUGCAGCACUGAGGAGGGAUCUGGAGUCCGGGGCCGCGUGGCACGUUUCCGCUACUUUGAGGAUAUUUAUGGCUAUUCGGGGGUUUUCAUCUGUGGACCCUCACCUCACUGGCUCCUGGUGACUGGCCGCGGAGCUCUGCGUCUGCACCCCAUGGGCAUUGAUGGCCCCAUUGACUCCUUUGCUCCAUUCCACAAUGUGAACUGCCCCCGUGGUUUCCUGUACUUCAACAGACAGGGGGAGCUGAGGAUCAGCGUCCUGCCUGCCUACCUGUCCUACGAUGCCCCAUGGCCUGUCAGGAAGAUCCCACUCCGAUGCACAGCCCACUAUGUGGCCUACCAUGUGGAAUCCAAGGUCUAUGCUGUGGCCACCAGCACCAACACACCUUGCACUAGGAUUCCACGCAUGACUGGCGAGGAAAAAGAAUUCGAGGCCAUUGAGAGAGACGACAGAUACAUCCACCCCCAGCAAGAAGCCUUCUCCAUCCAGCUCAUCUCCCCGGUCAGCUGGGAGGCCAUUCCCAAUGCCAGGAUCGAGCUAGAGGAAUGGGAGCAUGUCACGUGCAUGAAGACAGUGUCACUGCGCAGUGAGGAGACCGUGUCAGGCCUAAAGGGCUAUGUGGCUGCUGGGACCUGCCUCAUGCAGGGGGAGGAGGUCACGUGCCGUGGGCGGAUCCUGAUCAUGGAUGUGAUUGAAGUGGUGCCUGAGCCUGGGCAGCCUCUGACCAAAAACAAGUUCAAGGUCCUGUAUGAGAAGGAGCAGAAAGGGCCCGUGACUGCACUGUGCCACUGUAAUGGCCACCUGGUGUCGGCCAUUGGCCAAAAAAUCUUCCUGUGGAGCCUGCGGGCUAGCGAGCUGACCGGCAUGGCCUUCAUCGACACCCAGCUGUACAUCCACCAGAUGAUCAGUGUCAAGAACUUCAUCCUGGCAGCAGACGUCAUGAAGAGCAUCUCACUGCUGCGUUACCAAGAGGAGAGCAAGACGCUGAGCCUGGUGUCCCGGGAUGCCAAGCCUUUGGAGGUAUACAGUGUGGACUUCAUGGUGGACAAUGCCCAACUGGGCUUCUUGGUGUCUGACCGAGACCGCAAUCUUAUGGUGUAUAUGUAUCUGCCAGAAGCCAAAGAGAGUUUUGGGGGCAUGCGACUGCUACGCAGAGCAGAUUUCCAUGUGGGUGCCCACGUGAAUACGUUCUGGAGGACCCCGUGCCGAGGUGCUGCCGAGGGCCCCAGCAAGAAGUCAGUCGUGUGGGAAAACAAGCAUAUCACGUGGUUUGGUGAGUGCCGGGGCAGGAGUGUUCAGGGAUGGGAGGGUCAGCCUGGCUCACACAGCAUCUCCUCAGCAACCCUUGACGGUGGCAUUGGGCUCCUGCUGCCCAUGCAAGAAAAGACAUACCGACGCUUGCUGAUGCUGCAGAAUGCACUGACGACCAUGCUACCCCACCACGCUGGCCUCAACCCCCGCGCCUUCCGAAUGUUGCACGUAGACCGGCGCAUCCUGCAGAAUGCUGUGCGCAACGUCCUUGAUGGGGAACUGCUAAACCGCUACCUAUACCUCAGCACCAUGGAGCGCAGUGAGCUGGCCAAGAAGAUAGGUACCACACCCGACAUUAUCCUGGAUGACUUGCUGGAGACAGAUCGGGUCACGGCUCACUUCUAACUCUAGGAUGCUGCCCUGGUGUUGUACUUCCCUCUACCCGUUUUGUAUAAAACACAAAGAAAACGAUUUCUUUCA